Messenger RNA from Exophiala aquamarina CBS 119918, 729 nucleotides. RefSeq lists its product as uncharacterized. The coding region runs from base 1 to 729 and encodes 242 amino acids. The transcript has a single exon. Lineage: Eukaryota; Fungi; Ascomycota; Eurotiomycetes; Chaetothyriales; Herpotrichiellaceae. Gene Ontology annotation, molecular function: catalytic activity. The record is from RefSeq and is a predicted model, not a curated record.
AUGCACGGAACAUCCACCAUCGAAGAUAAAAGAGACAAAGCCGAGCCUCCUUCCAAUUCCACAAGCUCAAUGCCACCAUUAAACCUUCCCGCCAACCUCAAAUUUGGGCCAUUUGCAGUCACCAACCAGGUGUUUCAUCUCUCACGGUCGCAGCUGACCUAUGGACUCGUCAAUCUCAGGCCACUAUUGCCAGGGCACGUGUUGAUCUGUCCAGUGCGGCCCGUGCCCAGAUUAUCACAGCUAUCGAUAAAAGAAACAGCAGACCUGUUCAGCACUGUUCGGUAUGUGUCGCGGACUUUGGAGCGGGUAUACCGCGCGACAGCCCUGAACGUUGCGGUGCAGGAUGGAGUUGACGCGGGCCAAUCCGUACCACAUGUCCAUGUCCAUGUGAUCCCGCGGCGGGCUGGUGAUUUGGAUGACCGAGGGGGUGGAGACCAGAUUUAUGAGAUGAUGGAUGGCGACGAAGGCGAUGUUGGGCAAGCUUUCUGGGAGAUGCAGAGGGCGAGGCAGACGAGGGCUGGAGAGAGGAGAGACUUCGCUGGUGGGCCUGAUAGUGGUAGAAAGCCACGGAGCGAGGAGGAGAUGGCGGAGGAGGCUGAAUGGUUGAGGAUAGAAAUGGAGAAGGAUAUCGAGGAAGGGGAGGAGGUGGAGGAUGUGGAAAGGGCGGCUCUCUGUGUAUCAUGCUGCAAUGCCCGAGAAAGUGAUAGAAGCAUUUCAAAAGGAAGAUAG